Lipotes vexillifer (Yangtze River dolphin) is the source of this 2885-nucleotide messenger RNA. RefSeq names its product hook microtubule tethering protein 3 (gene HOOK3). Gene Ontology annotation, biological process: cytoskeleton-dependent intracellular transport; cytoplasmic microtubule organization. Gene Ontology annotation, cellular component: cytoplasm; centrosome. Lineage: Eukaryota; Metazoa; Chordata; Mammalia; Artiodactyla; Lipotidae. The record is from RefSeq and is a predicted model, not a curated record. The transcript has 22 exons. Gene Ontology annotation, molecular function: dynein light intermediate chain binding; microtubule binding. The coding region runs from base 60 to 2216 and encodes 718 amino acids.
CCCUGGCCGAGCCGCGGGCUUCCUGGCGAGGCAGGGCGGCCGCGAGCCCGGGCGGGAAGAUGUUCAACGUGGAGUCCCUGGAGCGGGUGGAGCUGUGCGAGAGCCUCCUCACUUGGAUCCAGACAUUUAAUGUGGAUGCACCAUGCCAGACCGUGGAAGAUUUAACGAAUGGGGUUGUGAUGGCCCAGGUUCUCCAAAAGAUAGAUCCUGCAUAUUUUGAUGAAAAUUGGCUAAACAGAAUUAAAACUGAAGUAGGAGAUAAUUGGAGGCUAAAGAUAAGCAAUUUAAAGAAAAUUUUGAAAGGAAUCCUGGAUUACAAUCAUGAGAUUUUAGGGCAGCAAAUUAAUGACUUUACUCUCCCUGAUGUGAACCUUAUUGGGGAGCAUUCUGAUGCUGCAGAGCUGGGAAGGAUGCUCCAACUCAUUUUAGGCUGUGCUGUGAACUGUGAACAGAAGCAAGAGUACAUCCAAGCCAUCAUGAUGAUGGAGGAAUCUGUGCAACACGUUGUCAUGACAGCCAUCCAGGAGCUGAUGAGUAAAGAGUCUCCUGUCUCUGCUGGGAAUGAUGCCUAUGUUGACCUUGAUCGCCAGCUGAAGAAAACUUCAGAGGAACUGAAUGAAGCUUUGUCAGCCAAGGAAGAAAUUGCUCAAAGGUGCCAUGAGUUGGAUCUGCAGGUUGCAGCAUUGCAAGAGGAGAAAAGUAGUCUGUUGGCAGAGAAUCAGGUAUUAAUGGAAAGGCUGAAUCAGUCUGAUUCUAUAGAAGAUCCUAACAGUCCAGCAGGAAGAAGGCAUCUGCAGCUCCAGACUCAGUUAGAACAGCUCCAAGAAGAAACAUUCAGACUUGAAGCAGCCAAAGAUGACUAUCGAAUACGCUGUGAAGAGUUACAAAAGGAGAUGUCUGAACUUCGGCAGCAGAACGAUGAACUGACCACUUUGGCAGAUGACGCUCAGUCUCUAAAAGAUGAAAUAGACGUUCUUAGACAUUCUUCUGAUAAAGUGUCUAAACUAGAAGGCCAAGUGGAAUCAUAUAAAAAGAAGCUAGAAGAUCUUGGUGAUUUGAGGCGUCAGGUUAAACUCUUAGAAGAGAAGAAUACUAUGUAUAUGCAGAACACAGUUAGCCUAGAGGAGGAGCUGAGAAAAGCCAACGCGGCUCGAAGUCAACUCGAGACGUAUAAGAGACAGGUAGUAGAACUGCAAAAUAGAUUAUCUGAAGAAUCGAAGAAAGCAGAUAAAUUAGAUUUUGAAUAUAAACGGCUAAAAGAAAAAGUUGACAGUCUUCAAAAGGAAAAGGAUAGGUUAAGAACAGAAAGGGAUUCUCUGAAGGAAACCAUCGAAGAGCUUCGUUGUGUUCAGGCUCAAGAAGGGCAGCUCACAACUCAAGGGUUAAUGCCUCUGGGAAGUCAGGAAUCUUCAGAUAGUCUGGCAGCAGAGAUCGUCACACCUGAAAUCAGGGAGAAACUUAUUCGUCUUCAGCAUGAGAAUAAGAUGUUAAAAAUUAACCAAGAGGGUUCAGACAAUGAAAAAAUCACCUUAUUGCAGAGCCUUCUCGAUGAUGCCAGCCUACGCAAGAAUGAACUGGAGACAGAGAACAGGCUGGUGAAUCAAAGACUUCUAGAAGUACAGUCACAAGUCGAAGAAUUGCAAAAAUCUUUACAGGAUCAAGGCUCAAAGGCAGAAGAUUCAGUUCUUCUAAAAAAGAAGCUUGAAGAACAUCUAGAGAAGCUGCAUGAGGCCAAUAAUGAGCUGCAGAAGAAGAGAGCCAUCAUCGAGGACCUUGAGCCGAGAUUUAACAACAGCUCCUUAAAAAUUGAAGAAUUACAAGAAGCUUUACGGAAGAAAGAAGAGGAAAUGAAGCAAAUGGAAGAAAGAUAUAAAAAAUACUUAGAGAAAGCCAAAAGUGUUAUCCGUACUUUAGAUCCUAAACAAAAUCAAGGAGCAGCACCAGAAAUACAAGCUCUUAAAAAUCAGCUCCACGAACGGGAUCGGCAAUUCCAUUCAUUGGAGAAAGAAUAUGAGAAAACAAAGAGUCAAAGAGAGAUGGAGGAGAAAUAUAUUGUUAGUGCCUGGUACAAUAUGGGAAUGACUCUGCAUAAAAAGGCGGCAGAAGACAGACUUGCUAGUACAGGUUCAGGGCAGUCAUUCCUGGCGAGGCAGAGACAAGCCACCAGCACGAGAAGGUCUUACCCGGGCCACGUCCAGCCAGCCACAGCAAGGUAGACAAGUCCUGCCAUUAGAAUAAAAAACAUCCCGCAUUCAAAGCAUACUUCUGUUACAUGUAACAUUUCAGGAAAUUCAGCCAGCUUAUAUUUUGUCUGUAUUUCAUGUAUUUAGUUGUUUCUCAUUUGAGGACUUUCUCUCUUCUGUAUCUAUAAUGUUUUAGUAUCUUGGUCCUUUAUUUUGUAGUCCUUUUGGUUCCUUUUAAUGUGCCAAAAAAUUUUUAAAUGCCCAAUUAAAAGUGUUGUAUAUUAGUGUAGUACUUUUCUUUGUAUGAAAAUGUCCUUUCCCCAAUGGUGUAGGCUUUGUAAUGAAUUAGAUUUUCUGCCAAUAAUUGAUACACAAUUUAUAUUCUUUAUUGUGCCUCUGUGUUACCAUGCUUUCUAAGAAUGUCUUUGUUUAAAGGGAAUUAAUCUUUUUAUGAUGUAUUAAUCUGUGUUUUCAAUUGUUUUCCAAAUGCACUUCAAAUAACUUGCAUACUCACUAUGUAAAAUGGUUGGCAAGUGCACUUUUUGCAAAGACAUAAAUACAUUGGCAGAGGUGCUAAUCAGAUCUUACCUAAGGCACCUGAUAGAACUAUUUAGAGGGAAAAACUGAGUUUUCACAUUGUUUUAUAGGAAAUUAAAUUUGUCCAAAGUUUUGGAAACUAUUUUUAAAACAAAUAGAAUUUCA